AAUAUCUUUGCAACCUCACCUACUCAUGCCUCCACAAGAAUUCUAUAUAUAUUUACACUCAUAAACAAACCACUCAAAUCCCACACUCACAACCAGACAAAAUCCUUGUCCACCAAUGGAACAGCGCCACGUCCUCCUCGUGACGUUUCCGGUGCAAGGCCACGUCAACCCCUCCCUCCAGUUCGCAAAGAAUCUCAUAAAAAUGGGCAUCCACGUCACCUUCGCCACCAGCAUCUCCGCGCGGCGGCGCGCGGCGGAUACCAAGGGCCUAACCUUCCUCGCCUUCUCCGACGGAUUCGACGACGGCUUCAAGCUCGGCGACGACACCAACAAAUUCAAGGAAACGAUGCGAAAAAACGGCUCAAAGGCCUUGAGAGACGCCAUCGCCGCCGCAGCGGAGGAGGGCCGCCCCGUCACGUGCCUAGUCAACACGCUCCUCCUCCCCUGGGCGACGGAGGUGGCGCGUGAGCUCCACAUCCCCAGCGCGCUCCUCUGGAUCCAACCGGCCACCGUCUUGUGCAUUUACUACCACUUUUUCAACGGAUUUUCCGACGAAAUCAACGAGAAAUCGGAUAAUCCAGGCUGGAAAAUCGAAAUCCCCGGAGCUCCACCGCUAUCGAAAACCGACCUUCCCUCCUUCCUCCUCCCUUCUUCGCCCUCGGAUGCGCGUGCGGCGUUUAAGGAGCAGUUCGACGCGCUCGAUGCCGAGCCGAGCAAGCCGAAGGUGUUCGUCAACACCUUCGACUCGCUCGAGGCCGAAGCGCUCGCCUCUAUCGACCGCUACGAGCUGAUCGGAGUCGGACCGCUGAUUCCCUCCGCUUUCAGCCGCGGUGAGGAUCCGUCGGAGAAGUCGUUCGUCGCCGAUCUCUUUGAGAAAUCCGACGGCUGCAUCGAGUGGCUGAACUCGAAGCCGCAGUCGUCGGUUGUCUACGUGGCAUUCGGGAGCUUGCUGAUGCUCCCGAAGGCGCAGACGGAGGAGAUCGCGGCCGGCCUCCUUCACUCUGGGAGGCCGUUUCUGUGGGUAAUGCGAGGCGAGGAGAAGGAGAAGGAGGAGGAGGAGGAGAAACUGAGCUGCUUAGAAGAUUUGGAAAAGAUUGGGAAAAUCGUGACGUGGUGCUCCCAGCUCGAGGUGCUGACGCACCCCUCGCUGGGAUGCUUUGUCACGCACUGUGGAUGGAACUCAACUCUGGAGAGCCUGUCGUGUGGGAUCCCUGUCGUGGCAUUUCCCCAUUGGACGGAUCAAGGGACGAAUGCGAAGAUGCUAGAGGAUGUAUGGAGGACUGGGGCUAGAGUUAGAGGUGGUGAGGAUGGGAUUGUGAAGACCGAGGAGAUUUGGAGAUGUGUUGAGGAAGUGAUGGAUGGUGGAGUUAAGAGUGUGGAAUUCAGACACAAUGCUAGUAAAUGGAAGGGAUUGGCCAGAGAAGCUGCUGCGGAAAAUGGAACUUCCACCAUGAAAUUGAAGGCGUUUUUGGACCACGGGUCUUAAAUUGACAUACAUUAAUUCGACAACACAUGCAGUCGAAGGUUGGUGGAAAAAUUUAAAGAAUAGGAGACCUACUUUUAUGAGUAUAAAUUUUACACCCUCCGUUCCAAAUUUAUAGUCACAUUUAGUUAUAGCACGGGUUUUAAGAAAUUAGU
Molecule: messenger RNA, 1638 nt
Organism: Salvia hispanica
Lineage: Eukaryota; Viridiplantae; Streptophyta; Magnoliopsida; Lamiales; Lamiaceae
Source: RefSeq, a predicted model, not a curated record